Messenger RNA from Fusarium venenatum, 1782 nucleotides. RefSeq lists its product as uncharacterized. The record is from RefSeq and is a predicted model, not a curated record. Lineage: Eukaryota; Fungi; Ascomycota; Sordariomycetes; Hypocreales; Nectriaceae.
AUGGCGGACCUGGACAUUCUGGGUAUUGCCCAACUGGGUACCAAGCUAUCAGGUGCACUUGACCUACAUGCUGAGACAUGUCACCAGGCCCGAACAAAUGGCAUUCUCAAACUUGUUUCCCUCAUCCAUUCGACAUCAAGUACACUUCUAAAAGUACACGAACUGUCUCAACAAGCUCCUGAUGCUUUCACCGAAGUUUGCAUAGAUGACAUCAAUGGCCUUGCCGCUACGUGCAGGGUUUUGUUCGAAGGAACCCUCGUCCUGUUUACCAACAGAGAAACACACAGCGAGGAAGACAGCCAAAUUGGCACCAUGACACAAGAACAAGUCGAAUCUCUUCUCUCUUCUUUGGCGGUUAAGAUAUACCCGGGUUACAAAGUCUGGGAAUGGCUAGGGCCUCGUCUUAAGAUCUGUCAUCAGGAGUUGAGACAAGUCAAGUUCGAGCUCAUGUUACGUUUUCUUCUUGGUAGUAUUGCUCAGUUCCAAUUGAGCACUACAACACGUUCUCCAGGCGAUUGGGGGAGCGAACGAGCGAUGCGAUUUUCUGCUGAGAACAUUGCUAAACGGCGCGUCGCAUACCAUAAAAAAUACAUUGAGAAGCGGAAAGAUUGGACAAAGAAAGACGAUUCAUCAUCUUCGCCUAUGGACUCUAUUGAAGAAAAGGGAAGUGUUGUUACAAACUCAAGUUCUGUCACGAUGACACCCUCAUCUGUUCAGGUCAGAGAUUUGAUGGACAAGAAUACAAAUGAUGCGAAAGACGUCAGGCCCUCAGUCAACAAUGAAUCUCCUGUCCCCACGAAGCCAACUCCUCGAGAGAAAGACAAUGCUAUCCCGAUCUCUUCAGGUAGCACUUCUUACCUAGACACCCCUUCUAGAAACUGGUUCCAACGUUUGUUCUCGCGUAAUUCUUUCGAUCAAUGGACGUACGAGGAUAUCGAAGCAUAUACGAUCCACUUCGUAAACGGCAAGAGGGACGUCACAAAGCUGCCACUAGAAGAGAAGGAAAUUGUAUCAACCCUACGAAAGUUGGCUUCCAAGCGUUUUUGGGACAGUCGUCCUGCGUUAAUGGAACAAUACACCUCACUUGACCGUACCAUUCGUCAAGACGUUGACGAGGGUAUCUCAGCUGCGAAACGAAAGAGCUCUCGCGAGAUGACUCUUGUCGCCAUGUCGGCCAGGAAGAAAGACUCAUUCACUAAGAUCGAAAAGGGGGGUUGCUCCACUACAGAACUGCCAAUCACGCUUUUCUUCAAGCUCGGUGCAUCAUAUGCACCUAUUUAUAUCGUUGAUACAAACAACGAGAAGUGGGCUGUUCCUUACAAUUCUUGCUAUACUGUAGAGAUGAUACGAGAUUUGAUCCCAUCACUCGGCCGCUUCAGUCUAUAUAAGCCUCCGGGAAUUAACAACGGCAAUUAUACGAUACUUGCGGACAAUAACAUGACUGUCACACCAGAGGUCUGGGAUUCUAUUCGUCGGCCCGGUAUAAUUUUGAGGUUGAACACCCUGCCAUUUCCACCGCCGUCAUGUGGUGCUCCACCUGUAAGAGGUUUCAUGUGCCCUCCGCCAACAUCACUCAAGAGGACGAUAUUGAGGGAUAUUUACCAAGAGAUGAAUGACUUUCUCAAGCUGUCUCAUUGUUGGAUGCCGGACGAGGAAACGAUGAAACAUGUGGGGCUGGAAAAUCUUCUUCGUCUUUGGACGAAUGCCAUUGACACUGAGGCUCAAGACAGUGAUGAUUUGUCAGAUUCGAGUUGUUCUUCUGGGAGCGAUUUUUAUGACUAA